CCCUUCACGAACGUGAAGUUCAGCAGUCUCGCCCCCUCGAAAAGCCGGAUGGUCGCGUGUUCCUUAGCUCCCGGAUGGUCCCCGAUUCUCGCGUAUGCGUGGUACCGGACGCCGUGCAUGUGAAAGAGUGCCAUCUUCUUGAGCUAAAGCUUGACGUGCUCCUGCAACCGACGAAAAGUACGAGCACGAUUCACGAGAGGGAUGAAGACAUGAUGUACAAAAUCGUGUGAAACAGCUGGGUGAAACUGCUCUCAUCAUGGAGGGGGGAUUCAAGACAGCUGGAGCUUGAAGAGCUAGAGCGUGCCAUGCCGAGCAGUCCGCGCGCGGGCGUGUGUGCGUGUGGAGCCCACUGCUGUGUGCGUGUCUUCGGAGGGCGCGCGCGCGCUAGUUGUACUCCUUUAAGAUCGUCUUCAUGUCUGUCUUAUGUGUUUGCACUUAUGUCAAGUGUGACACUC
This is a messenger RNA of Ectocarpus sp. CCAP 1310/34, 455 nucleotides long. NCBI's taxonomy places the organism in Eukaryota, Phaeophyceae, Ectocarpales, Ectocarpaceae. The record is from the annotation of a GenBank genome assembly.